Molecule: messenger RNA, 4462 nt
Organism: Rhineura floridana
Lineage: Eukaryota; Metazoa; Chordata; Lepidosauria; Squamata; Rhineuridae
Gene: DIAPH3
Product: diaphanous related formin 3
Exons: 28
Coding region: 377-3976 (1199 amino acids)
Biological process (GO): actin filament polymerization; actin cytoskeleton organization
Cellular component (GO): actin filament; cytoplasm
Molecular function (GO): microtubule binding; small GTPase binding; actin binding
Source: RefSeq, a predicted model, not a curated record
CUAUGAGAAAUAAGCGGGGCUCGAUUGCCAAGGGACUUGUCUAGUAACAAGGCAGGAUCGCACGGUCUGCGGCCUCCGAAUGGCUGUGCGUAGACGGAAAUGAGGGGGCGGGGAGUUUGUGGCGGGAGGAUUUGGAUGCCUGUUUGAGCUUGAGUAGUUUUUCGGUGGUGAUUCUAACCGCUCUUGUGGGGGUGCCUGGAAUGCGAUGGGUGUGGGCAACAGGCUGUGACGGUCGCCGCCUGCCUUUGCUGAGCGGGGGACCUGGACGAAGCGAAGGAUUAGCGGACAGCGUCUUCAGGGCAAAUGCUCAGCCCGUCCCACGCCCAGCUCUGAGCUUCUAAUCGGCAUCUCGUCAGCAGGACCCGACUUGGCCACCAUGGAACGGGGGCCGCCGCUUCCCACUGGAGCGAAGGCCCGCGACAACAAGCCGCUUCGCAGGAAUCCCGUUAUGGGUAGUAGCAGCUGCGGAAAUGGACCAGGCUGGGAGACGGCGGUGGGAGACGGAGGCAUCAGCACUAGCAGCAGCAGCAGCAGCAAUAAAAAAACCAAGUUUCACUUGCACAUCAAGACACUGACAGAUGAUGUGUUUGAUAAAUUUUCAAGUAUACGAAUUCCGGGCAGCAAAAAAGAUAGACCAACUCUGGCACAUCUGAAAGAACUGCAUUCCUCAACCAGCAAUUGGCCAAUGCCUGCUGAUGUGGAUGACUUCAUUCCUACUCCUUUAUCAGAUGGGGAGAUCCUUUCACAAUUUGAAAAAAUGAUGGAAGAUAUGAAUUUAAAUGAAGAUCGGAAGACUCCAUUGAGAGAGAAAGAUUUCAGUACCAAAAAAGAGAUGGUACUGCAGUAUAUUAGUACGGCUUCUAAAGCGGGAUGCCUCAGGAGUAGCAAGCAGAUUUCACCACAGGAGUUCAUAUGUGAACUGAAAUCAGGAACAACAGAUGAAAAACUUGUCAGUUGCUUAGAAUCCCUCCGUGUAUCAUUGACAAGUAAUCCUGUCAGCUGGGUUGAGAACUUUGGAGAUGAAGGACUUGGAUUAUUAUUGGAUAUAUUGGAAAGACUGGUUGAAGCAAAGCAGCAGGACAAAAUUCUGAAGAAGAUACAACACAAGAUCAUACAGUGUUUGAAGGCUUUUAUGAAUAACAAGUAUGGUUUAGAAAGAAUAAUGGAUGAACAGAGAAGCUUUUCAUUAUUGUCCAAAGCAAUUGAUCCCAAAAGAAUCAACAUGAUGACUGAUAUAGUUAAACUUCUUUCUGCUAUAUGUAUUGUUGGAGAGGAAAACAUACUUGAAAAAAUUUUGGAAGCUUUGUCUACACCAGCAGAAGAGAAGAAUAUUGACAGAUUUUGUCCCAUCGUGGAAGGUCUUCAGGGGAAUUCAAUCCACCUUCAAGUAGCCUGUAUGCAGCUCAUCAAUGCACUAGUUACAUCUCCUGAUGAUUUGGACUUCAGGCUCCAUAUAAGAAAUGAAUUUAUGCGCUGUGGAUUGAAAGAGCAAUUGCCACAAUUGAAAUGCAUAAAGAAUGAUUCUUUGGAUAUUCAACUGAAAGUGUUCUGUGAGCAUAAAGAAGAAGACCUGAUUGAAUUUUCCCAUCGUUUAGAAGAUAUCAGAUUGGAGUUAGAUGAACCAAAUGAAGUUUACAAUGUGGUGUGGAACACUGUUAAGGACACAAAUGCGGAAGGCUAUUUUCUUUCUAUACUUCAGCAUCUCUUGCUGAUACGAAAUGACUAUUAUAUAAGACCACUAUAUUUCAAGUUAAUUGAAGAAUGCAUUUCACAGAUAGUCUUACAUCGAAGUGGAGUAGAUCCAGAUUUUAGCUAUCGUAAAAGACUGGAUGUAGACUUCAGUCAUUUAUUGGAUAUUUGUAUUGAGCAAAAGAAAAUAGAAGGACUUGAAGAGAGAGCUUCAGAAUUCUCAAAAAAGUUCGAAAAUGAAUUUUUAGCUCAUCAAGAGACAAAAGCGCAACUUCAGAAAAUAGAAGAAAAAAUGAGUCCACUUGAAACAGAAGGAAGAGUUUGUAAAUAUGAGAAUGGCUUGAUAACUAAUGGGAUAGGUGUCUGUCCGGGGACAUCUCUGGAAGGACAGGUAGCUCCACUCCCAUUAGCUGAAGCAGCACCUAACUUAUUACCAUCAUCAGCAUCGUUUACUGGAGCUAUGCUGCCGCCGCCGCCGCCGCCACCACCCCCAUUACCAUCUUCAUUUACUAAUGGUUCAGGAAAGUCUCCUUUUGGUGUACCACCACCACCACCACUACUACAGACAUUGCCAGGAGCACAGUGUUCUCCUCCUCCUCGUGUGUUGCCUUUUGGAUUGAAGCCUAAGAAAGAGUUUAAACCUGAGAUCACUAUGAAAAGACUAAACUGGUCAAAGAUUAGACCACAUGAAAUGAAUGAAAACUGUUUCUGGAUAAUGGCAAAUGAUGGCAAGUAUGAAACCGUUGAUCUUUUAGGCAAGCUGGAACUUACAUUUUGUUGUCAAAAAACCAUAAAAAAAGAUGAACAUUUUGAAGAAAGAAGUAUUAAAAAACGAAUCAAAGAACUGAAAAUUUUGGAUCCAAAGGUAGCUCAAAACCUUUCUAUCUUCCUAGGUUCCUUUCGGGUACCUUAUGAAGAAAUAAAAAUGAUGAUAUUGGAAAUUGAUGAAGCCCAGCUGUCUGAGUCCAUGCUUCAGAAUUUAAUAAAGCACCUUCCUGAACAAAAACAACUGAAUGAAUUGUCCAAGUUGAAGAGUGAAUAUAAAAACUUGUCUGAACCAGAGCAGUUUGCCAUUGUGAUGAGCAACGUGAAGAGGCUGAAGCCACGGUUGAGUGCUAUUCUUUUUAAGCUUCAGUUUGAGGAGCAGGUGAACAACAUCAAACCUGACAUCAUGGCUGUCAGUGCUGCCUGUGAAGAGAUAAAGGAGAGCAGGAGCUUCAGUAAGCUUCUGGAACUAGUGUUGCUAAUGGGAAACUACAUGAAUGCAGGCUCUCGAAAUGCACAGACGUUUGGAUUUAACCUCUGCUCCUUAUGCAAAUUAAAGGACACCAAAUCAGUUGAUCAGAAGAUAACAUUGCUUCAUUUUCUGGUUGAAAUAUGUGAAGAGAAGUAUCCCGAUAUCCUGAGUUUUGCUGAAGAUUUACAGAACUUAGACAAAGCAAGUAGAGUUUCAGCAGAAAGCUUGGAGAAGAACCUAAAGCAGAUGGAAAGACAGCUUAUGCAGCUUGAGAAGGAUUUGGAGACCUUUCCCCGUUCUGGGGGUAUUCAUGACAAAUUUGUGACAAAGAUGUCCACCUUUGCAAUUCAAGCAAGAGAACAGUUCCAGAAACUGUCUAGGAUGCAUGAAAGUAUGGAAAAACUCUAUCGGAAUGUCAUGGAAUAUUAUGCCGUCGAUUUGAAGAAAGUUUCAGUGGAAGAAUUUCUAACUGACUUGAACAACUUCAGGACAACGUUCAUGCAAGCAGCAAAGGAGAAUAUGAGAAGAAAAGAAGCAGAAGAAAAGCAGAGACGUGCUAGAGUUGCUAAAGAACAAGCAGAAAAAGAAAAACUAGAAAGACAACAAGAGAAAAAGCAUUUGCUAGAAAUGAAAACAGAGGGUGAUGAGACAGGAGUGAUGGAUAGCCUAUUGGAGGCCUUGCAAUCAGGUGCUGCUUUUCGAGACAGAAGAAAACGGACAAGGUCUAAAGAUGUGCUACAGAAUUUCAGCCCAACCUUUGAGAGACCUGUUCUGAAAGCUUGUAACCAUGAAAACCAAAAAGCACCAACAUUAAAGUUACAUUUGCACCACAAUAUGAACACAUCAUCAACAAGGAAUCGAGUGAGCAAGCACCUUAAUCCUGAGAUGGAAGCUAAUUCAUCUGUAGAAGAGAGAAAAGCUGCUGGGAAGAAUGGUAUCAGUAAUGGAGGAAGUAGCAAAGGGAAGGAAAUGGAGCUUGCUGGCUUUGUUUCUAAAGGAGAAGCAAUUCCUGAAGUGGAGGCUCUGCUAGCAAGAUUACGAGCACUGUAAAUUCCUUCACCAGAUGAGCAAAAACUAUCCCCCUGAAGAUGGUCAAGCAAAGUGUAUAUUACAGUUUUCAGCAGACUAUACCACUUCAGAAUGCAGGUGGAAUGAUUCUUCCUAACAUCAAUACAUUCAAGUUGAAAAUUAGCACAGUCCUAACUUUCAAGAAGACUCAUUCCUGAGAUGUUAGUUUUUCACAUGCUGCAAGUGUCUGAUGUGAAGGAGCUUUCAAACAAUUGAUCUCCACUUGCUUUCUGAAGUGGUGCACAUGUAUUUUUUAGAUCGGCAGCAUAAAUAAGAUUUCCAUGGCUAUUACAUACUUUGCAAGAUGCACAUACGCACACAUAUAUUCACUGUUAUACUUUAAAGUAUAGAUAAUACUUUGUGCCUGAAUAUAAAAUUUUCUUUGUAUAUCUGUAAUAUGGCUUUGAUACCUUGCUUUGAAUUGGAAGACAAUCCAAAGAAAAUAAAGAGAAAUUUUCUUGGUUCACA